Messenger RNA from Babesia bovis T2Bo, 404 nucleotides. RefSeq lists its product as uncharacterized. Lineage: Eukaryota; Apicomplexa; Aconoidasida; Piroplasmida; Babesiidae. The record is from RefSeq and is a predicted model, not a curated record. The transcript has 2 exons. Bases 11 to 379 code for a protein of 122 amino acids.
CUUUGUUACGAUGUUGCACGAACAGAAGAACGAUGAUAACGAGCAGUUACCUGUGUUGCGGUCUAAUCUUGAGUCGGAAUGUUUUAGUUCUAUUGAUGAGGCUCAGAAAGCCUAUAAGGCCUUACAGGGGAAGUUCCAAUGUCUGGUGAGAGAAUUUUAUCGCAAGGAAUCUGAAUUUCGUAAUGUUUCAAAUCACCUUGUUGGCCAGGUUGAGGCUUUGAGUGAAGAGAACCACCGCAUUAGUUUAGAUAAUAUGACCCUACGAAAACGAAAUUUCGAACUGGGUUUGCGUUUAGAGGGUAAUGAAUCUAAGAAAAUUCAGACUGGCCACUGCUUACCGGUUGGUUUGACUCGAGUAAGGUCUUUACUUAGGCUAUAGAAUAUGUUAAAAUACAAGCCACCAU